AUGGAUUACCUGUGGAAGACUGUGCUUCUUCGCACCUUUGGAUUCAUAUUAUGGGCCUCUUUGAGUGCUUGGUUGUUUUCUUUUGUGGAAUAUACGGAAAAAGAUGACAAAAAAGAAAAAGAUCACUUGUUAAAGUCCCUGUACAUUUCCAUGGCAUCUAAAUUCAAUAUGACCAUCAAGGAAUUUAAUAAUUUUUCCAGCAUUGCGCAUGAAGCUCUGAGCCAACCUAAACCACGGUGGACGUAUUUUGUUUCCUUGGAAUUCGUAUUACAAGCUUUGACUACCGUAGGUAAGGAAUAUCUUCUCGAAAUGAGACUCAGCAAACUUGUGUAAGAACAAGGAAAAAUGGCGAUUUCAUUCGUAAAAAGAAUCAGACCAUCAUGAGCUAAAGUAACUUUGUCAAUCGAAGGGUUUGUGUCUGCAUGGAUGAUAAUUGAUGCACAGGAUGAAGAAAUGGAAUCACUUCUCCAGUUAGAAUAUAUUAUUGACUCGGUGACGAGUUGUGCACCAUGAAAAAUUUCUUACAAUCUUAGUACUAUUGGCCAAAUUAUUCAUGACAAAAAUACCUAGGAGAAGUAGCUCGAAAGAUUACUGCUACGAAUCAAACAGGUGCGGUGUCAGGGAAUUGAAAAAUUAAAAAAAUUAUAUUAAUCACCCUUAUGUUUUGUAUAUGAUAAUUACCCCGAUGAUAAAGAACAAGUUAAAUCAGUAGCAAGUGGCGAACUGAUUACUGAAGCUCAUGAUUUUUAACCCAUGAUUACUUAAUUUCAUCAGAUAAGGUACAGUGCAGAUAAUAACUUUGCAUUUUGUUAUUUGCAGGCUAUGGAUACGUCACUCCUCAAACACCUGCUGGUCAGAUAUUGUGCAUUUUUAUUUGUCUUCUUGGGAUUCCCAUUACAUUACUCGCGUUGAAGUCUGUUGGCGAUUUAAUGGCCAAACUUGUCAACGCGCUUGUAACAAAGUUUGAAAGCAAACUUUUCAAAAGAGCGCAUCCGGAAAAAGUAGAAACAAAGAGCGCUGUGAUCCUCUUUUUCCUGAUGGUGAUAUUUAUUGUGGCAAACGGCCGGUUAGUUAUGAGUACACAAGGUUGGACUUUUGUUGAAAGUGUGUAUUUCUGGUUCGUUACGCUGACUACAAUCGGUUUUGGUGAUUACGUUCCAGAGAAACGAAAGUUCCACUCGGAACAACGCACCAGAAAAGGUUUUUUCCGUAUGCUCAUGACUAUUUAUGCAAUGAUUGGCUUAUGUGUUGUUUCAAGCGUAAUCAAUUCCGUCAUGGCGGCUAUGGAGGAAUUGAAGUUCCAUCGUGCCUGUCCCAUGUGUGCCUCUAGAAAAACCCGGGAUGAAGUGAACAAUGCGGAGCCUAACUGCACUCCAAAAAGGCAAGAAAAUGGCACUGAAAACAUGUGCUACUUAACUGAACUGUAACUGACUGUUUAUCAGCAAUGAAAUCUGCUUGACAUCAAAGUUGCACAUGAAAGCCCUGGCGGAGUUUAGAAAAACCUUAUUUUCCUUUAAAAUUUCUCAAAAAGAAGAAUCAUGAUGGCAGUGAUUCUCUAACCAGUUUUACCUGCUAAUGACAUUAUGUCGAAGGAACCAGACUGAAAUAAGAGUAAAGUUAUUCAUUCGGCUUUUUCUUUCUUUAUCAACGAGGAAACUAAGAGAACUCUCUCUUUCUUUAGUCGUUCGUGGUGACGAUGCAGCUAGGAUUAUUUGGUUACGCACAUUUUUUUUCUCAGCUUUGAAUAAAUUUGAAAAUUAAACAAAGCGCUUCUAAAAGAAAAGGACCCUGAGGGCUACUUAAAAUAAAAGUACCAUGUUUACUUGUUGAAGGAUUCUCCUUGAUGUGUGUUGUCCCGCGGCAAUAUUUCCCUCGCAGUACAGAUGGGAAAAUAUGACAACAUUGAAAGUUCCUCUUGCCUAGAAGCAACUGAAAUAAAAUGUUGAUAGUGAAGACUUGUCAAGGACAGGAUGUGAAAUGAGGACAACUUGACACCUUUGAAUUAAAACAAUACCUAAAAAAAAUUGACAAUGAAACAAUACACAGAUCGAUGAUGACAAUGAAGAGGAAUAAGUUCAAUUGUGAAAUUCUUACACCUGCCAGUUUAUCCUCACAUGAGGGAUUGACAAGUCUUCCAUACUUAUAUAAAUAAUUGACAAUUCUGUCCUGACAAGUGUAAUUACUAAGAACGUGAACAUGACUUGACAGAGACGAGAACGAAAAAAGUUGUGUUCAUAUCGCUUUUAACCACUGUUCAGAAAUAUCAGUUGAGGUUUUCUUGAAACUGCUGUCGAGGUGUUUUUGGUUGAAAAAGUCAAUUAACAGCUGGUUGAGCUGGAGGUAAUAUAUUCGUUUUUCCAUUCAUAGCCUUAGAGAAAGAAAGGGAGAAAAUCCCUUUCUUUAAAUAAGUUCCCAAAUGAAACUUAAUGUUGGGCUUCAUAGUUUUUUAUUGAUUUGAAUUUUUUUAAAACAUUUGAAUGUCUCUUGACCUGCAUUCAUUAUAGCAAUCAUUAUCCAAAGAAAGAGAAAAAAAUCAAUUUUUAUGGGAGAUUAUUGUUUCAGAUUAUGAUAGUGAACAGGCCAAAGAAAAUAAAAAUUCGACUGGUUUAAAAAAUUUCAGCCACAAUAUAAAUAAAAGGAUGUAAAAAUUAAUUUCUGUGUUAAUCAAUUUUCAAAAUUCAUGAAAGUUCAUUUAAAGAAGUUCAUUGUUCGGUCAAUUCUCGCAUAGCUUAUCUAACGUACGCCAGCUGCAUCAUCAUUUUACGUUCACAAGCUUACAGUAAUACGCAAGACAUGUCAUUCAAUACUAUUUUGAUAUCGCCUUGCCAGGGAACGUCGAAAAAAAGCCUGUGAACAGCUUCGUACUGAAUGAAUCUCAUACGAGACCUUGAUAACUCUCAGAGUAAGUGAUAAUAAAUGUGAAAGUGUAAACAGAAAGAUUGCUUAAUAAUGUUGGUGUAUAGAGUAAUGCCCUUGUGAAGAGAAACCUUAUCCGAUUUUACUUAUUGUAUUAAACCACCGUAGCUCGUCUUUUGGAUAGGUGAAAAGACGAAAACCUCGGCGAUAUCGUUAACUGGUGUCUUCUAUAGUUUUAGCAAAUUGUAAUUCUCAGUUCGUAUGCAGACAAACAAAAAAGGGUUCUGGACAACAAUAAAAACAAUCUAGAGCGAAGGAGUCGAUGAUAAUAGAGGAAGCUCAUUUAUAUUUUAAUUAUAUUUUAUAUUUUUACCAUAAUUCAAUCAGGCUAGGGUGCUUUUUGCCGGCCGGUUGUAAUUACCACAUGGGAAAACUCACACAAGCAGAAUGAUUUCCUUUCCUAAUAGGAGAGAUGAUGGAAUAAGUUCCCACGUUCUUCUCAGGGAGGAAGCGCAAACGGCAGUGAAUGUAAGGUCUAUGUCAACUUGAUGAUGCUUGAAAUCAGUUCUAAGAUUUGCAAGUAAGAACUUAGAAACCCCAACCUAAUUUUUAGGAUUUGACUUCUACCGAGCUCAAGCUGCUGAUUGUCGUGUCCAGAGAUUAACGCUGUAAUCCAGUAAUCCAGCUUACACCGAUCAUCUUCAACAUGAACUCACUUUUGAAGAAAGUACUUCUUCGAACCUUAGGCUUCUCCUUGCUAGUCUUUCUAAGUCCUUUGCUAUUCAUUCAAGUGGAGUACACAGAGAAGGACGAUAAACUGGAAAAAUAUCAGUUGUUAUCCUCUUUGUACAAGUCCAUGGAGUCUAAAUACAACAUGUCUCUUGAAGAAUUCAACAAGUUUUGCGGCGUUGCGUAUGAAGCUUUAAGCAUGCCUAAGCCAAAGUGGACCUAUAUUCAUGCCUUUGAUUUCAUUGUGCAGACCGUAACCACUAUAGGUAAAUAUGAGGCAGAUAUGCAUCUGUUUUUUCUGCCGACUAUGUUCAUUCUUGUGUUAUAUCUGAUUUUUAUCGACUAGGUCAUGUUUGACAAUGUGAGGUACGUCUCCUUUACACUUCUUGAAACAUCAUAUGGGAACAAACUUUUUUCUUCCUCCCAAGACAGAUAUGCCCUAAAGGAGCUUGCAAUAAUGUAACCCCGGAAAACACUACCCAACAGAAUCGGAAAGACAUCUCAAGGAAAUAGGAUUAUUUUAUAGAGCCGAACAAAGCCUUGUGGAAUCUUCCAUGUUGCUCAUUAACCCUUCUCUUACUUAAGACUACCUAACUACGCAGACCAAACUAUGCAUUUGUAAAGUAGAAAUGUUUGAAUUCUCUGAUAAGAGAGGUUUGACGAUUCUCUUACUUUCCUAGAGCACCUACCUUCCUCUGACAAUCUUUCCCUGCAUUUUUGUCGUUGCCCUGAAUUCUGAAGGCACGUGCAUAGGAGGAGCAAUCACCUAGUUACGAAGAUCUAUACCCUAAGAAUUAAUCCAUAAUCCAUUUUCUCGACAGGUUAUGGAUACAUUACCCCUCAAACUCCUGAAGGUCAGAUAUUGUGUAUCUUCGUGUCUCUACUUGGAAUUCCAAUAACCUUGCUCACGUUGAAUUCCGUCGGCGAGUUGAUCGCCAAACUGAUCAGCAAAAUUCUCACCAAAUUUGAAAGGAAAUUCCUCGGAAGACCAGAGCCGAAACAUGUUAAAAUUAAGACCGCCGCUAUUUUGGGAUUAUCUAUGAUAACAAUCAUGAUGGUGUGUGGCACAGUGUCAGUAAUGAGACAAGAAGGAAGAGAAUCGGAUUGGACUUUCGUCGAAGCAUUGUAUUUUUGGUUCAUAACAUCCUCCACAAUUGGUUUUGGCGACUAUGUAUUUUAUCCACCCAGCUAUAGGAUUAAGAAACUAACGUUGCUUAACUCUACAUACCAAGGAAACGAGAAUGCCGAAUCUUUUCAAGCUUUCCAUAUACCUUCCAGCCUUUUUUUCGUAAUUAUAUACAUGUUCAGUCUAAGCAUUGUUUGCAGUGUAAUAAAUUCCAUCAUGGCUGCCAUCGAGGAGAGCAAAUGUCACCCUCGAUGUGUUGGAUGUUUUACGAACAAAACACGAGACUUCCAUGAAAACACUGAGCAACAUGGCCAGAACCACGCAGCAAUGUCUUGAGUUCCAUAGUAGUAAGAUUUGGAUAAGGAUUUUCGUUCUUCCUCUCGAGCCUUAAUCAAUCCAUAACAGCGAAACACUUGAGCACCGCAUGUUUCCUUAUGUUCGGAGGUCAACGUUCCUGAAUCUCUCUAGCGCUCUUGGAGCCUAAUAAGCCGAAAUCUUGGGAUCUCUUGGAGUGGUAAAAAAGGCAUGAUAUAUUUGAGCAUGAAUGAGUCUAGUGCAGGAUGCACCAACUUUUAAACCCCUGAAAACUGGCAAUCGAGGGGCCGAACUUAGAGAGCGAGGCGAGCGAGGCCCGGAAAAGAUGCUCACAGCUGUACAGCAAUAUAGCAUUUGUGUUAGCAGUACUCUUAACUUUACGCGUCGGUUUCGCUACUCGUCGAGUUCGCUACAUGUUUGCUACUAACAUGCCGAAUUCGCUGCGUCUGUUAAUUCUCAAUUUUAAUUUCUCUUUUAAUCAUAAGCUACAAGCAAUAUCUGUACUUUAUACUCCCAACUGCGUGGCUGCCGUUUUUAGGAGUCAGUUAAACUGGUCAUAUGCAAAUUCCCUUCUAGUUUGCUUUUAACCGCAUCGUUGAUUUUUGUGAUUGUUCCGAGGUUGCGUUUCACAAGUAAACCUGACUGUUGGGUAGAAAGAAUUGGCGAAGUCAACAAAAUUGGAAGCUUCUUUCAUAGAAAUGUCCAACAGUGAGAAGAUGUCAUCAAUAUAUAUCUUCCAGACCAAAGGUUAGAGGGGUUAGCCAUAAAUAUUCGUUUUUCGGAUCAAUAUCAGUAUCUAGGCAACUCCCCAUCUACCCCUACCCUAACCCAACAACAGUCAAUUGAUAACAAGUUAGGGUUAAUGUUGGGCUAAGGGAGGGGUAGUUGGGGAGUUGCUCAGAUACUGAUGUUGAUCCCGUUUUUCUAGGUCUGCCAUAAAAGUUUUUUAUGAUAGAAUAGUAGGAUGAAGUAAGUAGCGAAUUCGGUAUGUAAGUGGCGAACAUGUAGCGAACUCGAACUUAGCGUACUCGACAAGAAGCGAAACCGACUGAUACCCACUCUUAGUAUGGGCAUGUGAUUGUGAGUUUGUGCGUUUAAGACUUAAUAAAAGCAUGCACCUGUCAGGCUUGUAAUAGCCGUGUAUUUAUAAGACCGAUGACUGGCACGGAUUGUCUCACUUGACUUUUCACACGUAUUAAACCUCGCCUCUCUUAUACCCGUUUGGUUAGUAACAACAAAAUUGGCGCGACGUUUCGUGUGAAAAUUGAAAAAUAAAUAUCAAUAUGAAAGGACGCCUAUAAUAUUUAUGUAAACGGUGACGGAAUUUGCUGACCAAAAUUUAGUGAACUUGAACUGAUAUACAGCUUUGCUUAGUAAUCCAUUUCCAACGAGAGGUUCAUUUGUCUCCUUUACUUUACAGGUCAUUAAAUAUUAUUUUUCCGAGGUUACCAAAACACAAAACCAAAACUAAAAAACAAUUGUACGUUGGGUUAUAAUUAAAAAUUGUACCGGUGACGGACAAUAAUAGAUUAAAUUCAAUAUCACAAACAGCUGCCCUUACUGCUGAGUUUUGAUUGUUAUCCAUGGAUGAGGACGGCCAUAGAUAAUUUAGUGAACGAAGUUUUCGUAUAUCCUUUCUCAAUACUUCCAAAUUGGUAAGUCCGUUGGUAAAUUCAGUGUUUAUAUGAAUUAAUGUAACGAAUUAACGAUCUCUUGAAAAGCAUUUUGACUGAGACCAAAAACGUUGGAAUAUCUAAAGUAAAUUUGGCGAUGGAAGGGUUUGUGUCUGCAUAGAUGAUUACUGAUAGACAAAAUUAAAUAAUAGUGUCACUCCUCCUGUUGGAACUUAACACUUACAUCUUAAAUGAGUGAGACGAUGUGUACCGUGAAGAAAUUUCUUACAGUUUUAGUUUAGUUGACCAAUUUAUCCUUAAGCUAGAGAGUAACUCGAAAGAUCAUGGCCAUUAGUCAAACAGGUUUCGUGAAAAAGAAUCGAGCAAUAAUUAACACUUACUCUCCAAAGAGUGGAGGUGGUUUGUUUUAGUAUACACCACGUAAUAACAAAAAAAAAAAACAGUUUAUGUCUUUCAAUAUACCUAAAACUAGUCGGAAAUUAAAUUUCUGAGGCCUUUAAAUUUUUUUAAAGUGAGUGAUGAUAAAUAUGAGAAGGUAAACGUUAAGAUGAAUUGAGUUGGUGUAAAGGGUGAUGUCCUCGUGGAGACAAACCUUUUUCCUUUCUGCUUAUUUUUUCAAAGUAGCAAAACUUUUAUUUAAUAUGGGUGAACAAGAAGAAAACCUUGGUCUUAUCGUUAACAAGUGAAAGAUAUAGUUUUAUCAAAUUGUGAUUUUCAGUUUGUAUGUACACAAACAAAAAAAGGCUGGUUCUGUGAUAAGAUAUUGAUAAUAGUAAAAAUUAUCUGGAGCGAAUGAGCCGAUGAUAAUACAGGAAGCUCAGCUACAAAAUAUGUGAAAAAGUAUUAGGAUAAAGGUUAAAAAAUUAUACUGAUUGGAAAAAAAAAUGUAACAUUGAGCGUAACUAAACGUCUAUCGGAUAUAUCCACACACUGUCAGUUCACUGUACAUGUUCCGUUGUUACGACAUGAUAAAACAUCGAUUUUAGUAAAUUUUUUAGUAAACCUAAAUUGAAAUGUAGUUCCCACGUACUUUGACGAUGCGUUUUUUUUUCAGGAUUUGACUACUAUCAAGCUUAAGCAGCUGAUACGCGUGUCCUGAGAUUAACACAAUAAAACAGUAAUCCAGCUUACAACGAUCACCGUAAUCUUGAACAUGAACUCACUUUUGAAGACAGCACUUCUUCGAACUUUUGGCUUCUUCUUGCUAGUCUCUUUAAGUUCUUUGCUGUUCAUUCAUGUGGAGUACACAGAAAAGGACGACAAACAGGAAAAAUAUCAGUUGUUGUCCUCUUUGUUCAUGUCCAUGGGGUCUAAAUGCAACAUGUCUCUUGAAGAAUUCAACAAGUUUUGCGGCGUUGCGUACGAAGCUUUAAGAAUGCCAAAGCCAAAGUGGACCUAUCUUCAUGCCAUUGAUUUCGUCGUGCAGACUGUAACCACCAUGGGUAAAUAUAAGGCAGAUAUAUAUCCGUUUUUUCUGCCGACUAUGUUCAGUCUUAUGAUAUAUUUUUAUUGACUAGGUAAUGUAUGACAAUGUCAGCGGACGUUCAUUUCCUUUAUACUUCUUGGAACAUUUUAUGGCCACAAAGUUCUUCUUCUUCGUAAAGCAGACAUGCCCUAAAGGAGCUUACCCAAAUGCUUCCCAAUAGAACUGGAAAGUCUGUCUACCAAAGGGAAUAGUGUUAUACCAUAGAGCUCGACAAGAUCUUGUGGAAUCUUUCAUAUUUCUCAUCAACCCUUCCCUUACUUAAAGCUUUCUAAUUGCGGAAAUCACUUUAUGCAUUUCUAAUGAAGGAAUCUUUGAAUGCUCCCACAAAAGCGGUUCGAUGAGCCUUUUAGUUCCCUUAAGCACCGACCUUCUUCUGAUAAUCUUUCCCUGUAUUUUUGUCGUUGCCCUUAGUUCUUAUGUCACGCGUUACUCGAACAAUCACCCAGUUACGAAGAUCUAUACGCUAGCAAUUAAUCCAUAAUCCAUGUUCCCGACAGGUUAUGGAUACAUUACCCCUCAAACACCUGAAGGUCAGAUGUUGUGUAUCUUCGUGUCUCUACUUGGAAUUCCAAUAACCUUGCUCACGUUGAAUUCCGUCGGCGAGUUGAUCGCCAAAUUGAUCAGCAAAAUUCUCACCAAGUUUGAAAGGAAAUUCCUUGGAAGACCAGAGCCGAAACAUGUUAAAAUUAAGACCGCCGUUACUUUGGGAUUAUCUAUGAUAACAAUUAUGAUAAUCUGUUGCGCGGCAUCAAGAUGGCGUCGAGAACGAAGAGGUUUGAGUUGGACUUUCGUCGAAGGAGCAUAUUUUUGGUUCGUAACAUUCUCCACAAUCGGUUUUGGCGACUAUGUAUUGUUCCAACCCAGCUAUAGGAUCAAGAAGCUAACGUUGCCUAACUCUACAUAUCAAAGAAAUGAGAAUGCCGAGUCUUUUCAAGCUUUCCACAUACCUUUCAGCGUUUUGUUUAUAUCUGUAUACAUUUUAAGUCUAAGCAUUGUCUGCAGUGUAAUAAAUUCCAUUAUGGCUGCCGUCGAGGAAAGCAAAUGUCGCCCUCGAUGUCUUGGAUGUUUUACGAACAAAACGCGAGACUCCCACGAAAGUAGUGAGCAAAAUUUUCAGUGUCCUACAUCAAGGUCUUGAGUUCCAUGGUAGCAAGAUUUGGAAAAAGAUUUUUAUCCGUCUUAACAAGCUUUAACCAAAUAGAACAGCAAAACACUUGAGCACGUUCUUUAGUCACCUUAGAAGUCUUGGAAUCUCUUAAGGGGUGAAAAAGCAUGAUAUAUUUGAACAUGAAUGGGUCUUGUGUAAGAUGGACCAACUUUUGAAUCCUUGGAAACUGGCAAACGAGAAGCCGAACUCAGUGCUUGGGCCUAGUCAGCUCUACUACAGAAAGGGUGCUCAUUAGAGCUAUUCAUGAGUAGCAUUCAAGUUAGCAUAGAUUCCUUUAAAAUACCUGAGUAUAGAUUUAAGCCUCCAAAACUUGAUAGAAUGCUUCACCUUUAAUGUGUAAGUAUUCGACUUGAGACUCCCACAGAUUGUGUAAGUUAACUUUUAAUCCGUACGAAACACCUCUUUUAGCAAGAAAUCUCGUACACCCAUUUAUAUUACUCUUAUCAAAUGGCUGCAGAAAACAAUUAAGGUAUGAGAAAGAAAAUCUGAUGUUUAUCAUUCUAUCAUACUGAAUUUUCCUAAAUAACCGGGUCAUGGUAUAAAAGAAUGGUUAGGAACAACAAAAUUGGCUCGAUAUUUCGAGAGAAAAUAAAUAUCAAUAGGAAAGAACGUCUACAAAAUUUAUGUAACAGGUAACGGAAUUAGUUAACAGAAAUUUAAAGAACUUGAACUGAUAUGCAGUUUUAUUUAGUAAUUCAUGUCCAACGAGAGGUUAAUUUGUCUCCUUUACUUUAGAUGUCAUUUAAAAUUAUAUUUCGGUGGUUAUCAAAACACAAAACCCAAACCAAAAAACAAUCGUAGAAAGUGUUUAUCAUCAGUAAUAGUACUCCUGAUACGUUACUCUUAAAUAUAGAAGGAUGCACGUUGAGUUAUAAUUAAAAAUUGUACCACUGACGGACAAAUUGUCAAUCUCAUAUCAAUACCAAACAUAUUUCAUUUUUUAUGUUCAGGAAGUUCUAUUGAGUGGGGUAAAUUCAAUAUCUCAAACAGCUGUCCCCACCGCUGAGUUUUGAUUGUUAUCUAUGGAAUAGGACGGCCACAGAUAAUUUAGUGAAUGAAGUUCUCGUAUAUCUUUUCCCAAUACUUCGAAAUUGGUAAGUUCUUUGGUAAAUUCAGUGUUUAUAAGAAUGAAUGUAAUGAAUCAACGAUCUCUUAUAAAAAUAUUUGAUUGAGACCAAAACUUUGGAAAACUCAAUUAAUUUCGUAUUUUCUGGUUCGAAUCAUAUUCCUUUGAACUCACUUAACAAUCUUUGACUUUAAUAAUUAGUAUUUCUGUUUCUUUUCAUCGCUAAAUAAAUUGAAGAAUGUAAAAUUUAACCAGUAUUCAAACAGCAAAAUGUACCCCUGAACUGUUUUUACCAACUUUUUUAUUACCGCGAUCGUUGCGCCGAGACCAACUCCUUUGAAUCAGAUAUUUCAGCUUUCGUGCUGAAGAAAAACUAGAUACACAUUUUUAACUCGACUAUGAGCAUAAUAACUGUACAUAUUUUCAGAAAUUGUUAUUUUUAUGGUGAGUAAGACCAAGACUUCAACGAUUUUGAUUAAAUUCAAAGUAAGGAUAAAAGGAAAGGAAGGAAAAAAUUACAAAACCUUAAGUUGAAGUGACUUGCCACGCAUAGGUUGUCAAAUAGAUUUUGUGAGGUCCCAUUAGGGGGGUCUGAGUAUCCCGUAUCCCAUUAAUUUUUGGCCAAAAUAUCCCGUAUCCCGUAUCCCGUUCAUUCUUGUGAUUCGUAUCCCGAUAACGCCAGUUACCAUGAUGACGUCAUUGAGCGUAAAAUGUUUGGGUACCUGAUAACGAAAACACAUUUUCCUGGAGCGUUUUGUAUUUCAAAAAGAAAUUACGUGCAAAUAAGACAUCAAGUUUAUCGAUGGUAUGCUCUUAAGUAACAUUUUGUAAAGAAUUGCUAAAGGACUGAGGUGAAUUCAAAGCAAUGAGUCACCGAGAAAGUGGUGCAAAAUGGAAAAAGCCGUGGGGGAGGGGAAGAGUUGAAGAGUUGUUCUUGAACAAGAGCCGAUAUUGGCACCUAUUGACAAUAUUGACAAUAUUUGAUGGCAAAAUGUAAAAAAUCACAUUUGAAAGCAAUUUCUAAUUAUUUGCACCUUCUAUAUUGAUUAAUAAACUUAUUUCAUUAUUUAAAAAAAAAUGAGAACUUCGAUCUUCGAUAUCCCAGAAUCUUUUUUUAAAUACCCCUUAUCCUUUAAUUUUCCGCCCGAAUAUCCCGUAUCCCUGUAAUUUUUUACCCAAAUAUCUUGUAUCCUGAUAACCCCUAAUAGGGCCUCUUAAGUACUUUUUUAGAAGAUUUUGCAUCUUUUGCCAAAGCUGAACAAUAACAGAGUUAGCUUUCCCACGUAAAGGGUUCAGAUGUCCUCAAUCCUGUUGUUUGAUAACAAUACUUUAAAUAAAAGAAGGUGAUGAUGACAAUAAGACGGGUAUGUAUUUCCAUCUCAUGGAAUAAAAAAUCCUCAACCGCUAGGGAGAGACUCAGGCAAUUAUUCAUUUUUUUCUUUGUUGUAUUUAACUUUGAAGUCACAAUUUUAACUUGUACGUGUUCCAUUCUAAUACAAACUGAUUUCAGCACCAUUUUCAUUCUCCGUAUGUUUAGACAAUUAUUUUUGUGAUGUUUUCUCAGCUAACAUUACAGAGAGCUCGAACAGACAAGUGGCAGUUUCCAGACAUGGACCCACUGUUGAAAAAAGUACUGUUGCGAACACUGCUUUACUUGUUAUUUCUCCUUCCCAGCGCUUGGCUCUUUCUGCAAGUGGAGUACACGGAGGAAGACGAGGAAGAAACAAAGUAUCAAGUGUUGCACUCCCUGCAAGAAUUCAUGAUAUCUAAAUACAAUAUAACCACCGAAGAGUUCAUUAACUUCUCUCAUAUCGCACACGAGGCCCUAAGUGAUCCGAAACCUAAGUGGACCUUUUCGUCUGCCCUUGAUUUUGUCUUUCAAGCUUGGUCCACCAUAGGUAAGAAAGGGCGUCUAUCAAGAGAAGUUGAAGAAAUUUUCCCAGUUUAAAGAUUCUUUCUAGGUGUUUUUCUAGAUUAUUUAUAGCAGUGACCUCUCUCGAAUACAGUUAUUUGACACUAAAAGUCCUGUCAAGAAACAGUCGCAAACCCAAAGUAAACAACUCCUCAUAAGUGUUAUUAUGACAGACACCGCCGAUAGCAAUUUUCGAUUGAAUUUCGUAAAACCAAAAGCAAAGCUAUAACAAAGGUCUAUCAGACUAAAACAAGAUCAUGUCUCCAGGGGUCAGCGAGAACUCAAUGUGAAAAUAAGCAAACUCCCUGGAGGGUGGGAAAAACCAGGAGGAGCAAGUCAUGAUUGGCUUUAGUUUCCCAUCUGAUUGGUGGAGAGAUGGAGCAAGUUUUCUGGAACAAUCGCGGUGGGGAGUAAAGAGAACCUAACAUGAUCCUGGAUUUCUGUCCAUCUACACUCCCUUUAAAAUUACUCCACUGUAGAAACCUUUCCUUAAUUUUAUAUGGAGCGUCCUCUGAACAACAGUCUUUCCAAAGCAGUCACCUUCCUGCAAUGAUGUUGUGCGUAAAACAAUCACCUAUGUAAUAUUAGAUUUUUCAAUAUUUCCUUUACAGGUUACGGGUACAUCACUCCUCAAACAUGUUCAGGCAGAAUUUUGUGCAUCAUUGUUUGUUUAUAUGGGAUUCCUAUCACCCUGCUCGUGUUAAAAUCCAUUGGGGAGCUGAUUACCAGCCGUGUUAAUGCCGUAGUCAGACGUUUCGAAAAGAAAUUCUUGAAUAUACUGGAGCCGAAACAUAUUCAAACUAAGACUGCUGUUGUUUUGGUAUCGUCGAUGAUAUUGCUGAUGACGGCAUAUGGAUCUUUGGUACCGUAUCUUUUAGGUUGGACUUUUGACGAAGGAGUAUAUUAUUCUUUUAUAACAUUUUCUACAAUCGGUUUUGGAGACUAUGUUUUACAUACUAAAUCCGGAAUCAAAAGUCUCGAGAGAUUAUUUUCAAAAAACUCCUCAAGGCAGGAAGGAAGCAAAUUUAGAGUAGCUCACUCAGAGGAUACCAUUUACUCGGUUAUCCACAAUGUAUUGGCGUCAUUGUAUUGCAUGUUCGGUCUGUGUGUGGUAUCUGGUGUGAUUAAUUCCAUCAUGACUGCCUUGGAAGAAACGAAAAAUCCCCUCACCCGGCAUGCUACUGGAUGCAUCCCUCGAAAAACUCAUAACCACAUCGGGAUAGAUCUAGCCAGUUGUUCGCAGCGUGAAGAACAUGAAGAAAUGCAACACUCAGACGUUCAAACUGUAGAGGGCAGUCUGUCACGGUCGGUUGCAGAAAUAAAAUAA
Messenger RNA from Pocillopora meandrina, 13619 nucleotides. NCBI's taxonomy places the organism in Eukaryota, Metazoa, Cnidaria, Anthozoa, Scleractinia, Pocilloporidae. The record is from the annotation of a GenBank genome assembly.